GCGCGACGACGUUUCGCGUUCGCCGUUCAGUGUUGUGCGGGCAAUGAAACAGUUAACUUAUGGUUAUGUAAAGUACUCUCGCGCGGGUUCUUCGACGUUUUAUAAAGGGGGGCCCCCAAUUGCGGAGUUCGUCGUCGUCGUCGUCGGUGUGUGACCUAUUCUCCGGCGGUCGUCGUCGGUGUGUCGUGACGGCGGGGUUGACUAAACCCGUCUUAGUUUUCAGAGUGGCGUAUUGUCUGAAAGGUCUCUCCAUCUUUAAGGAAGGAAGGAAGAAGACCAAGGAAGAGCCACUAACCAAUAGAUAGUACUACGCAUUGUGGGAUAGUACACGCACAGAUCCAGCAGGAAAGAGAGAAAAAACAGUGUCAAAUUCCACCACUGGCUGGUACUGACAGCUCGUUUGACAGAUCGCGCAACCGAGCGCAGCAAAAAAAGAAAAUGGAUUACGGGAGUGCUUGAACGUGAGGAAAAAUUCAUAAUUUAGCUAUAUUUUUAUUAUAUGGUAGUUUUCUCUUGCCUUCUGUCGUGUUUCUGUUCACUUCUUCAUUCCAUCACACGCACACAGCCGCAGUAUUUGGGCACGUUUGCACAACCAGGCAGUGUGCUAGUGUGGGUGUGCCAGUGCAAAGAGAGGUGUUCACCAAAGAUGAGCGCAAGUGUAUGCGUGCGUUCGACGUCGCGAAUGUUUAUACGUGAAGAGAAAAAAAUCGAAUAAGAUUUUGACAGCUCGCCGCUUUUGAUCAAAUAAAAAUAAAGAAAAAAAGGCGAGUUUUAUUGAUUAUUUCCACGAAGGAGAUUAUAUCGUGAGCACGGUAGUGAGAGAAGCAAAUUAAACGAGCAGUGAAUCUUCACGUGUCCCCCGUGAAACCGAAGGAAUGUGCACAGUGGCCAAGUGGCCAGUGUUGGUGAGAAUGUGAGAAGCCAAAGAAAUCGUCUGGCUCGAACCUAGGGAAGAAAAAUGGUCGAAAUUGUGUCUAGAGCAUGGUGAAGAGUGCUGGCACCGUUGAGUGCGAAGAAGCAAUUAUAUUUCUAAUGUGCCCCGAGUGAAAUAGCCCAAAGUGUAGGAAAUGCACUGGAUAUGAGUGCAGCAGCAGUCGGCGUAAAAUGGAGACCGCUCGGAUUAAAAGGCACGUCCGAGUCGCGGUCAAGAUCUCCCGCUACCCGGUCUUUGCUCCAACAGGAGCAACUUCCAGCGCUGGUGUCCAUCAAGCAGGAAAAGCCCAGCAAGAAGAGCGCAACCACGCGCAAGAACAACAACAUCAACAACAACAGUCUUAAGAAAGUCAACAAAAAUCUCAACAAGCAGUCCCAAGUCCUAAGCAACUUUGACUUGGAGCCCGUAAUUAGGCUGAAAGCAGUUGCUUGGCCCCAAAACAAUUCCGAUAAGAAAGCUCGGGGUGAAGACCUCCAGCAGCAGGACAAUAACAAGAAAAAUACAAAAAACGAUAGCGGUGACAUCGCGAACGGUGGUGAUAAAAAACGUCGCACCGCCGGAAAGAGACAGCACUACAAUAUUGUUGCAGGGGAAAACGAUGACGUCAAGGCGACAAAGUUGAUACUACGGCGGCGCAACACGACUCCGCUGACAACGGUGCAAAGUGGUAGCACGACAAGUGUCACUGCUACCACCAACACCAACACCACCACGGCAAGGACGUCAUCGGCCAGAAGUUGCAGUGCAACAACAACCCGUACGUCGUCGGCGAUGUUAACCAGUACCAAUCGCGAUGCAACACCCAAUGUCAAAAAAGUCAAAAUUGAACCCCCGGAAAACAACAAUGCCCCCCAAUGCAACAUCAAGCAGGAACCGAUCGAUACGCAUCUCCGAUCGGACGAAACGAUCGAAACACAUCGCAAGUCCAGUCGGCGGAGACAGUUCACCGAUCGGAUCAUCGACACGAUGUGCAUACCGGAGUUUUACUUCAAGGCACGAUGUCGAAGCAAAACCAAAACAACAACAACAUCAAAUUCCAAGAAAAAGAACCCGGUGGCUGUAGUGGCUGCAGCUGCGGCCAAAUCUACCAGAAACACUCCAACCAGAAGCAGAUCCAAUGUUAAACCCAACCCCGUCAGCCUCAGCAAAGCAGCCAAAACGCCCAAACAACCGCCCCCAAGCACCCCCUCCGAAGGAGACUCAGUUCCUCAUUUGAAUCCGAUCUUCCUGUUUGUGAAACAGGAAGACACCCGGAUCGUCGAAGUCCGCUGCGAGGACUACGACAAGCGCAACCGUAUACGAAUCAAGAAAACCCCCAACGGAUUAUGGCGGUCCUUUCCGCGGACGGACGCCAGCUCGUCGGUGGUGUUUUCGUUGCUCCCCAAGCCGGAAAUCAAAGUGGGAAGACCCCCGUCCCGGGCCGCUUCCCUCGCGGGAGCACUUUUACAAAAGUACAAAAAAUCACACAAAAAGAAAAAGAAGCACAAAAAGGAGAAAAAGCGAAAGGAACACAAGGCGGAACAGGAAGCGCUGCAGGAAAGCGGAAUCUGUUUGGAAGUGCUCGACGAUGAGGAGGACGAUGUGGUUGAUGUUGAAGAAGAAGCAAAGAAGGUUGCUGCUGGAGAGCAGCACACCACGUUGAAUGGCGAGCAUAUGGAGGUCGACGACGACGACGAUGAUGUUAUCGACAUAACACAGUCGGAGGAUCACGAUACUAGUGCGAACCUGAAGGAUUUGAGCCAAUCGGAUGUUAAUGUUGAGGAUAUUAGCAAUCAAAAUAAUCUAACCGUUGAUAGCAACAAUAUCAGUAGUCAUAGUGAAUGUAAUACAAACAGUAGUAGCAUAAAUAUUGCCUCGAGCCUAGAAGAAAUCAGUACCAAUAGUAUUAACGCCACUAGUAACACAGAUAGCAAUAAGGACGAUGGCAGUGACAACGACGUCGUGCUGAUACAACCAGAAGAGGAGCCCCAGGAAAUACUACACCAUGGUGGGGCGAACACGGCCAACGGUGGGGGCGGCUGGCCGGAGGAGCUGGAUAACAUCGAGUCACAGAUACCAUCAACCAUCAUCUCGGUGCAGGAACUUCAGCGAGUUCGCGCUAGUGCGCAUGUCGGGGGCACCGUCGUCGACCAGCACACAACAACAGCGGCGCUCAAUAAUUUGAUUGCAUUAAAUGAACUUGGGUUUAAUCAUCAGGAAAACCACGCGAACGAGUGCAUUGAGAAAACAAUCUCCUUCCACUUGGAGUCCCUGCAAGCGGUCGCGGCGGUAGCAGCGGCUGCAGCGGCCGCUGCCGCCAGGAGCUCCACGACCACAACCGAUGCCAGCACUAUCGGGGCGACUGCCGAUGCUGAUGCCAGUGCAGCAUCUGCAGCUUCUUCCGUCUCCGCCUCCGCUACCAAUGGCUCCACUAUCUCGAACGGCACUAGUAUGUGUGCGAAAGAAGUUGGGGAACAAGGUGGUAGCGAACCGAUGCACACAUCAACAACUUCCGAUGCACCGAGUGUGCAUGAGAUUGACGACGAUGGAGACGAAGUGUGCGUUCUGGAGUCGGAACCAGUACAGCAGCAGCACCAGCGCCAGCAAACAAAAGGACGAAAUGAAAAUAUGUGCCUGGAUAGCGCAGUAUACGAAAAUUGUAAGACGGAAUCGGAUUGCAUCCAGAACGCGGAAGUGCAACCGCACAUCACCAUCAGUAGUGACAGUGAGCUAGAGGAUGAUGAUCCGAAGCAUCAUCAUCUGAGUGAGUUUAACGAUUGCAGUGAAUUGAUCGAGGGCAUUCGUGAAAUACAGUCCGCCAAUCCGGAAGAUUUGUUACAUGCCAACUGUGGUGAAAAUACAAUGACUGGUGCCGAAUUGCUCGAUUCGUUGGUGGAGCAACGGUGUGAAGACAAUCAUAUCUCGGGAACGGAUGAUCUCAAAAACACUAUCUAUUCCAUAUCAGACGAUUACAAUGAUGACGAUGAUGUGCUGCUAGAGCCCGAACCUGUUGCGGACAUCAUCUCGCGUCUUGGUGAAUCUUUGAGCACCUCCCCGAAGUGUUUAUCGUUUAACGAAGCUGGUGAAAUCGAAGGACUAACUGGUGACCUGUUCGACACCACACACCAUUCCCUGCAGAUGGAUGACAACCUGCCAAAUCCGUUCUCCUCGCAAAACCCAACGCUCGACGAGCUGUCCAUCACCAUCAAAGAUCUCACCGACAGCAGCGAGCAUGCAAACUCGUACUUUAACAGUGCAGAAAAAGCCAACAAAGAAUCCGACGAUACUCCGAUUGUGAUUUCGCCCGAUUCCUGCCAGGAAGAGCUACCCAAGGAUCUCAGCUGCCGAAAGCGCAGCGAAAAGAGUACCGAUUCCAUAGUGACGCUUUCGCCGUCGCCACGGCCGAUUUCCCACAGUUCCGAUGCCAUUCAGUCGCCGCAGCCCAGCGGCCUGCCUGCGGUCCCACCGUCUCCGGACAUUUUCCUGCAGCCAAAGUCCAUUUCCAACGCUGUCAUUGAAUCACUUAUGACGCAAGCUUCUGCGACGGCGUCGAAACCUCGAACGCAACAGAAGGAACCGCUAGAUCUGGGCAAGUGUCGAAAAUCUGCUAGUCCCACCGUGAGUUGCUCGGAAGAAGCCAAGCGACAGUCCACCUCCGAAGAUGAGCCCAAAACCAAGCGGAUCAAAACAGAUCCGGAGAAUAAAACCACCACCAACAACAGUGGGUCCAGUGCAAGUACAAUGGUUGAAAACAACAGCAGCACGGCUGGGCCUAGUGCAAGCGUUAGCGGUGGCAAUAGUGGUGGUUCGUCCUCGGGCAGCUCCAAUUUGGCCGAUCCAUCGCGGCUGGUGGAGAUGCUUACCUCUGGCACUGAUCCAGAUCCGCUCACGCAGCUACGACUGCUGGUCAGUAAUCCAGCAUGGAAGGUACCUGAUCCUCUACUUGUGCCAAAGGAUCGUCUCAAUGCAGUGCUAGCGUCACCAGCACGAGAGAUUCCACUACUGUUGACCACCCGGCCCGAACUGCGGUUACCUGAAGCGUUUGCAUUCCCCAACAUCCUGCAAGAUCCAGACAUACUGGUGAUUUCGCUGUCACAGCUGGAAAAGAUUCUCGAAACGCAGGACGAGUUGUUAAAGUUGAAGUCGAAGAAUGAUCCCAACAAGAAGACACUCAGUCCACUGGAGACGCUUAAGCAAACACUCACGGCUCAAGCGGCCAAGCAGAACCCAAUGAUGAGUUCGCUGCUUGCAUCCGGUUUGGCAGGAGACAUCGACGCGGCAACGGCUGCGGCCUUCAACCAGAUGUUGUGGCUUCCAUAUCUGGGUCAAAUGGGGCAGCUUGGUCCGGAGUUACUCAAGGCCAUGAUGAACAUUCCGAGUUCCAACUCUAGUCUCGCGGACAUGAUACCGUUUAUGGGCCCAAGGUUGCAGGACCUGUGCGGACUUGGCUCCAACGCAAUGGACUACAAGCGCCAGCUGGAAUUUGCCAUGUGGCAAGAUGCCCUAAACCAGGUCAACACUGCCAGUUUGCAGCGUAAACAGGAAGCGCAAAAGAAGGCAGCUGUGGCCGCGGCAUCAGUACACGUUGACCGCAAACCCAUCAUUCCACCAAAGACACUGGAACAGCAGCGUUCGGUUGCGGCCGUAGCUGCCGCUGCCAGCAUGUUCCAGCAACAGCAAGGACAACAGCCCAAAAAGUCGACCGCCUACGUUAUGAAUCAGAUGAACUCACUCUCGAUACCUCAGUUUAUGACCCCAUCGAUGCCAAAUAAUCGCUUCAACAACAGUCGAACCUCAUCGUUGCAAUCUCCAUCGUCGUCACUGCAGCAGCAGUUCAGCCCCACCGGGUUCAAAACCAUGCCAAACAUGAUGAGCCAGGCCGCCGCGGCCAGUGCGCAAAUGCGACAGCAGGCUCGUUCCCAACAAAUGUCGGCUGCCCAGAAGAGCAAACAGACCGCCGCCGCCGCAGCCAACUCCAUGUUCGCCAACAAUCCGUUCUUGAACCUUCCAACGUCCUUCCAAGAUUUCCACGAGCAACAGCAACAGCUGGCUCGUAAGCUCCAGAAGGAGCACCACCUUACCCGGGAACAGCUGCAACAACUUCACCAGGAGCAGGAGCAGAAACCACGCGUUACCUGCAAAUCCCUGAUGAACCUGCUCCAGCCGGAAAAGCAACAACAGCUGCAAAAACAGUCCACCAACAGCAAACUCGCCAACCUGAUGGCCCUGCCCGGUAUGGACAUCUAUGCCACCGGUCAGCACGAUACGUUGCAACAGCAAAUAUUCCUGCAACAACAGCAGCAGCAGCAACAACAACAGCUGCUCCAGCAGCAACAGCAACAACAAUUGCUACAACAACAUCAGCAGCAGCAGCAACAACAACAACCACAGGCUAAGCUCAAAGUUAAGCCUGGUCUGCAUCUGCUUGAUCCGGCCGCCAUUCAGCGUCGGUUGCUCAACACCGACGAGCUGCCCGGCGAAGUCGGCAGCACAACCAGCGGCCUGGACGAUUCGACGGAUUUGAGCUCACCGCUGUGGCAUCCGCUCUUCGGAAGCGCCCAAAAAACACCCGGAAGCAGUAGCACCAGCAGUGGCGGUGGCAUCGGAGGCUCCUCUAGUGCGGGUACUUCCGGUUCCAGUUCUGCCGCCGCAACCGCCGCCGCCGUAGCUGCCGCCUACAACAGCCCGUGGCAAUGGACCACCAUCACCGCCAGCGGGGAAUGA
Molecule: messenger RNA, 6637 nt
Organism: Culex pipiens pallens (northern house mosquito)
Lineage: Eukaryota; Metazoa; Arthropoda; Insecta; Diptera; Culicidae
Exons: 2
Coding region: 1079-6637 (1852 amino acids)
Biological process (GO): mRNA processing
Cellular component (GO): exon-exon junction complex
Molecular function (GO): RNA binding
Source: RefSeq, a predicted model, not a curated record